AUGAGAGCAAUAACAAGCACAGCCAAAGAUAAUUUUAUGAUAAAUCUUAAUGCAGAUUCGUUUAGCUAUGUACAACAAAAUAGAGACGAAAUUGAUGAACCCAAAAAUAAGGACAAACCAGAUUUUAGUUGUAGGUCAAGGGAAACAAAAGAUUAUGCAAACUCAGGACCUGGAUCAUCAAAACAAGACUUGGACUGUAGUAGGAAGCAUGAAAAAAGAAAAGAUUCUGAAAGUUUUGAAGAAGAGGAAGAGACCUUUACUUAUUUAAAAUAUAAGCACGAUUUGAAUUACGUUUUUUCAAGUUUCAAUCUGGUUGACGAUACUAACGAUUUCUGGCUGUUUGUUAAAUUGUUUGAAACAACACAGAAUGAGUUGAAACGAAAAAGAAAUCCUUUAUACAGUGUAAACAAAAUUGGAGUCCCAGAUUCUUAUGAUAGGUUACACAGAUUAAACUUUUUUCUUAAUUAUCGUAGCAGAGAAUUAUUUAUAAGAGUCCGAGAAAAUAAAGAGCUGACCGAAGACAGGCUUCGUGAGUUUAAAGAAAUAAUAAUGUUUUAUUUGGAUUAUAAGCAAACAGAAACAUUCUACAAGUUGAAAAAAUUGAGGAAUGAACAGAAAAACUUACCUGUUGCUCAGUUCAAGGAUGAAAUACUUGAAGCUGUCCGAAGUGAAAGAGUUGUUAUUAUUGCUGGUGACACUGGUUGUGGAAAAUCAACUCAACUGCCUCAGUACCUUUACACUGCUGGAUUUGGUAGGAUAGCUUGCACACAACCACGUAGGAUUGCUUGUAUAUCAUUGGCAAAACGUGUUGCUUAUGAAACAUUGACUGAAAAUAAAAAUGAAGUUGGUUAUCAAAUAAGAUUUGAAAAGCAAAAAGGACAGGAUACAAAAAUUACUUUCAUAACGGAGGGUCUUCUUCUACGACAGAUUGCUGGUGAAGCAGAACUUUCUCAAUAUGAUGUCGUUGUUUUGGACGAAGUUCACGAACGACAUUUGCACGGCGAUUUCUUGCUGGGCAUCAUGAAAUGUCUGAUUCAUCAAAGAAGUGACAUCAAGUUGGUUCUGAUGUCAGCUACAAUUAAUAUCGAACUUUUUAGUAAUUACUUUGCUAAUGAAGAUGUUAAAGUGAUUCAAGUGCCUGGAAGACUGUAUCCCAUUGAAUUAAUUUAUAAACCUGUGCUUAUCGAGGAUAAAUACUCUAAAACUGAAAGGUUCAAUCCUAGUCCUUACAUUCAGAUAAUGCAAAUAAUCGACCGAAAAUACCAAAAGACCGAAAGAGGUGAUUUACUUAUAUUUUUGAGCGGUAUGAGUGAGAUCACAGCAGUAGUGGAUGCUGCCAAGGAAUACAGCAAAAAAGACAACAAUUGGAUUAUUUUACCUUUGCACAGUACGCUAUCUAUAGCCGAACAGGACAAGGUGUUUGGCUAUGCUCCUGAUGGAGUGCGAAAAUGCAUCGUGUCGACAAACAUCGCCGAAACAUCGAUCACCAUUGACGGAAUACGAUUCGUUGUCGACAGUGGAAAAGUUAAAGAGAUGAGUUAUGAUCCUAUUUGCAAGAUGCAAAGAUUGAAAGAAUUCUGGAUCAGUAAAGCAAGUGCUGAGCAAAGAAAAGGAAGGGCGGGAAGAACAGGGCCAGGAGUUUGUUACCGGCUUUUUUCAAGCGACGACUUUUCGGCAUUUGAAAAAUACUCGACGCCAGAGUUACAAAGGGUACCACUCGAUUCAUCUUUGCUUCAAAUGAUUGCCAUGGGCUUGCCAGAUCCGCGUAAAUUUCCAUUCAUCGAGCCUCCUCCGGCAGAAAGCAUAGAAAAUUCGAUUUUAUCAUUAAAAGAACACGGUGCCUUGACGGAAAACGAAAAAUUAACUAGCAUUGGAAAAACUUUAGCAAAGCUACCAGUAGACAUAACAAUCGGUAAAAUGCUAAUCAUGGGCUCGUUGUUCCAUCAAAUCGAGCCUUCGUUAUCUCUGGCAGCAGCUCUCAGUGUUCAGAAUCCUUUUACGAAUAAAGCCUACAGAGAUUUAGAUUGUGAGUCAUCAAGAAAAAAUUUGGAAUCGGAUCACGGCGACCCAAUAACUCUGCUAAAUGCUUACAGAGAAUGGUUGGAAAUAAAACACGAAAAUGGUGGAGAGGUACGCUCUGGUAGCAGUGCGAGUAAAAAGUGGUGCAGGAGAAGGGGAUUGGAAGAGCAGAGAUUCUAUGAGAUGACGAAAUUGCGCAAUCAGUUCAAGGAUUUACUUCAAGAAUGUAAAAUGUUGCGGUUCUCGGAAACUGAUUCUGAAAUGACAAGUUCAGAGCGAAUUAUAAGACACGGAGAGUUGAAACUGUUGCGAUCCUUAAAGAGAUCUUACAAGCAGAGUGAUUCGUCCAGAAAGCGGAAACAAUUGAAAAUGGACGAUGACAACAUAAGAAUCGAGGACGAUAAGGAAGACGAGGAGAUUGACAUAAAAGACAUUGAGUUUAGAAUGAAAAAUGACUUUUCACGCAUCAGCAAUUUAGUGACAGCCUCGAUGGCCUGCAGUUACAAGGAUCUGAUGAUGCUGAAGCUGAUCCUGUGCAGUGGUUUGUACCCUCAAUUAGCUAUCGCUGACGAAUUUAAUUAUUGCAAGACUGUCAACGAACAACUGUUUCAUACCAAAGUCAAGCCAUUCGUGGCUCUGCAUCCUAUGAGUUUUUUUGGCGUUCAUCCACAAGUGUUACAGCUUGAAGAACCAGAUAUUGUUACUAUUCCAGGAUACAAGUCUAAAACUCCAGUCAGCCCGAAACAUCAAAUUUUAGUAUAUUUAUCAUUAUUAGAAACUACAAAACCAUAUUUGGUUAAUACUCUCAGAAUGCCUGCUGCCCAAACGUUACUUUUACUAUCACAAGAAAUCGAUACUAAUUCCACGUUUACAACUCUCGUUUGCGACUCAUGGUUGUCCUUAGAUUUUCCCACUCCUGACAGUGGAGGGAUUCUUUUAUUAAAAGUAUCCAAACUGCGACAAAUGUGGGAUAAUCUUUUAAAUUUACAACUGCAAGAAGAUUUACCAGCUGAGAGCAAAGAAGAAAAUAUUGAAGAAUUGGAGUAUGAGCUUAGCAAAGGCCUUGUCGACUUCAUGCACACGUCUGUGCCGUAUACGAUAAAACGUUUGUUGGCUGCGGAUUUAAAAAAUAUUUACGUUGGAAAAGAAGAAAAUUCAGCAGUUUUACAACCGAAUCCAUUUUCAGUUGAUUUUGAAUGUGUACCGCACGAGAAAAAAGGUGGUAUGCGCGCUUCAAAAUACAUUACUUUUAAUUGUUUAGUGGAGAGUGAUUGGAGCGAUAAAGUGGCGUGUGAAAUGCUUGAAAUGGAAUGGACCUGCAAUAUCUGUGAUUUCCAAGGCAUGCUGUCGAGUCUUGAAAAACUACAGCACAUGAGUUCUUGUAAAAAAGAGGAGUUUGUAGUAAACAAAGCCAAAUCGUUACCAGAGUCGAGAAAAAAGAAUACAGUUGCUUAUGAUUGCCCCAAGUGUCAAAAAACGUUGUAUCUUGCACCUACAGAAGUUUUAAGGCACAGGAAACAACAUGAAGUUUAAAUUUGUUAACUGCUGUUUGAAUUAUUGUAUACACUGAUUAAGUAAAGCCAUUCAACUGUACAUAUAA
Molecule: messenger RNA, 3619 nt
Organism: Copidosoma floridanum
Lineage: Eukaryota; Metazoa; Arthropoda; Insecta; Hymenoptera; Encyrtidae
Product: putative ATP-dependent RNA helicase DHX34
Cellular component (GO): intracellular anatomical structure
Molecular function (GO): RNA binding; helicase activity; ATP binding
Source: RefSeq, a predicted model, not a curated record